This is a messenger RNA of Penicillium coprophilum, 744 nucleotides long. RefSeq names its product demethoxyubiquinone hydroxylase family protein. Gene Ontology annotation, biological process: ubiquinone biosynthetic process. Bases 1 to 744 code for a protein of 247 amino acids. The transcript has a single exon. Gene Ontology annotation, molecular function: 3-demethoxyubiquinol 3-hydroxylase activity. The record is from RefSeq and is a predicted model, not a curated record. Lineage: Eukaryota; Fungi; Ascomycota; Eurotiomycetes; Eurotiales; Aspergillaceae. Gene Ontology annotation, cellular component: mitochondrial inner membrane.
AUGUUGUCUUUACCAAUUCUGCGCAGGUGCGCAUUGUCGCACUCCCGUUAUUCUGUGCCAGCAACAGCUCCUAUUUUUCUCGAUUUCCUCGUACCGUCAACAUUCAAGAAUGGCCAAUGUCGGCAGGCUUCAACUACAGCCGGCACCCCCGGUGACUCCAAACCUCUAUAUGUUCUCAGCAAAGAGCAACGAGAAUUCCUGGAUAGCGCCCUGAGAGUGAAUCAAGCCGGUGAACUCGCCGCAACCCUGAUUUACAAAGCCCAAACGCCUCAGAUCGUCCGCUCACACCCGCACCUCCGACCCUUGAUGAAACACAUGUACGACCAGGAAGCAGGGCAUCUCAAGACCUUCAAUCACCUCAUUGCCAAGCACCAAAUCCGCCCCACUGCCAUGUAUCCGGCAUGGGAGGUAGCCGCCACUUUUUUGGGUUGGUCGACUGCGGCAUUGGGUCGCGAAGCUGCAAUGGCAUGCACCGAAGCCGUGGAGACUGAGAUUGGAACACACUACAAUGACCAAGUAAGAGAAAUUCUAUCUUGGGAGGCAGAUGCCGAGAGACGGGGGGAGGAGUUGGAUAAUGAACUUAAAGAAAUGCUGGCCACAUUCCGAAGAAUUCGUGACGAGGAACUAGAGCAUCUCGACCAUGCCGUGGCCAACGACUCAAAGGAGGCCAAACCCUACGAUCCGCUCGUGGAUGUCAUUCGUUUUGGAUGCAGGACCGCUAUCAAGAUCAGCGAGAAGAUCUGA